Molecule: messenger RNA, 3531 nt
Organism: Aquila chrysaetos chrysaetos
Lineage: Eukaryota; Metazoa; Chordata; Aves; Accipitriformes; Accipitridae
Gene: AVPR1A
Product: arginine vasopressin receptor 1A
Biological process (GO): regulation of systemic arterial blood pressure by vasopressin; G protein-coupled receptor signaling pathway; positive regulation of vasoconstriction
Cellular component (GO): membrane
Molecular function (GO): vasopressin receptor activity; peptide binding
Source: RefSeq, a predicted model, not a curated record
AUGCGCCUCGCCGGCGGCGCCGGGUCCCCCCGGGCGGCCCCCUCGGCCGGGAACGGCAGCCGGUGGCGGGCGGCGGAGCCCGGCGGCGGCGGCGGCGGCAGCCCCAGCCCCGAGGUGUGGUCGGGGUCGCCCAACGGCAGCCUGGGCGGCUGGGACCCCUUCGGGCGGGACGAGGAGCUGGCGAAGCUGGAGAUCGCCGUGCUGGCCGUCACCUUCGCCGUGGCGGUGGUGGGCAACGGCAGCGUGCUGCUGGCCCUGCGGCGCACGCCCCGCAAGGCGUCCCGCAUGCACCUCUUCAUCCGCCACCUCAGCCUGGCCGACCUGGUGGUGGCCUUCUUCCAGGUGCUGCCCCAGCUCUGCUGGGAGGUGACCCAUCGCUUCCACGGCCCCGACGGGCUCUGCCGCGUCGUCAAGCACCUGCAGGUCUUCGGCAUGUUCGCCUCGGCGUACAUGCUGGUGGCCAUGACGGCCGACCGCUACAUCGCCGUCUGCCACCCGCUGAAGACGCUGCAGCAGCCCACCAAGCGCUCCUACGGGAUGAUCGCGGCGGCCUGGGUGCUCAGCCUGCUGCUCAGCACCCCGCAGUACUUCAUCUUCUCCCUCAGCGAGGUGGAGCGCGGCUCGCAGGUCUAUGACUGCUGGGCCCACUUCAUCAUGCCCUGGGGGCCCCGCGCCUACGUCACCUGGAUCACCGGCGGCAUCUUCGUCGCGCCCGUCCUCAUCCUCGUCACCUGCUACGGCUUCAUCUGCUACCACAUCUGGCGCAACGUCAGGGGCAAGACGCGCCCGGGGGAGGCGGCGGGCGGCGGGCGGCCGGCGGCCGGCGGCCGGCGGCGGGGGCUGCUGCUCGCCCCCUGCGUCAGCAGCGUCAAGACCAUCUCCCGCGCCAAGAUCCGCACCGUCAAGAUGACCUUCGUCAUCGUCUCGGCCUACGUCGUCUGCUGGGCGCCCUUCUUCACCAUCCAGAUGUGGUCCGUCUGGGACCAGCGCUUCCCCUGGGUCGAUUCCGAAAACACUGCGACUACCGUCACGGCUCUGUUGGCCAGUCUGAACAGCUGCUGUAACCCGUGGAUCUACAUGUUUUUCAGCGGGCACCUCCUGCAAGACUGCAUACAGAGCUUCCCUUGCUGCCAAAAAAUAAAGCAAACGCUGAGUAAAGAAGAUUCAAACAGCAACAGCAGGCGACAGACUUCUUUUACCAACAACAGAAGCCCAACCCACAGCCUGAACACCUGGAGAGAGUCGCCCCGCUCCAAAUCGACCAGCUUCAUCCCCAUUCCAACCUGAGACGGGCCCCGGGGCGGGCAGGGCUUGCAGCCCCCUGACAGCGCUUGGGAAGGUUACUGCAUGGCACUUUUCACUGGUGAGAGGCACCAGCCGUGCUAACAAGGAAGGACUAAGAUGGCCAUAGGGCAGAAUGUGCUGCAUUGCUCAAGAAGCUAUUCUGCAGCGUGUAAAUUAUUUUCUGAAACGUAUUUAGGACUUGGACAACUGAUCAGGAAGGUGUGAAAACAAUAAAGCAAUUAUUUUUCUAAAUAGAAUUUACUAUUUAAUUUUUGUUGUUGUUUCUAAAAUACUAAGUGCAUUGUUUGCUUGUUGUUCAAAGCAGUAAAAAUAGUGCAGUUGGCCUGUGUUGAGGUAGCUCGACUCUCUAGUGUUAAUGCCUAAAACUUCUCAUGAUUGUCCGAUGAAGUCACAGGGAAAGAAGAUGAUAUGAGCAAGAUCACAAUUUUAGUCUUAAACACAAAAAGAAAAGAGUUGGGAGAAUGUCCUAACUGUCCGGGUAAGGAACAUGGUUAGACAGGCUCUGAGUUAUUGGGAAUUUCAUUGAUCAUACUGCUUUAUCUUGUAAAGGUCUAGCAAUUCUCAGUUAAUGAAAUUUAAGAGCCCCUGUGGAGGCAAGUCCUUCAGUGCUGUCAACAUCUGUGUGUGUAUGGUGGGGUUUCAUUUUUAGGGUGACAUUUCCUCUUCCCUUCACAUUAAUGGAAGUUAUACGGCAUAUUUUUUGUGUUGUUGCACCUAUUUUGAUUUGUUUAAACUAAUUUUAAAAAAUACAUUGAUAAAUAAGUAUGAUAAGCUGUGGCUAGCUCAGCACUGUUACAAACAGAUACACUAAGAAAACUCAUCCUGACUACCAGAACCACUUGCUUUAUGGGUAAGAAUUGCAUCUUUUCUUUUUUCUUCACUAAGAUAGCUAGGAUAAAGCCACAUUUGGUUGUGAAGUAAAUAGCCCCAUAAAUUCGGGAGAAUGUGGCCGUUUGGUAAGAGCUGAAGAAUCAGUAUAUUCCACAACACAGACUUUAGAAUCAAUCUUACAAGUCUUCUGGGAACUUAUAAAAAUUGUCAACGUUGUUGUUUUGGGAUGUUUUUUUUUGGCAGAUCAUGACAAUAUAGCUUUUGAAAUUGGCAGUAAACUGCAAGAAAAAGUCAUCACAACACAUUUACUAAUUAUAAAGCAUUCAAGGUAUGCUUGUUCUCUCUACAAUGCAUGCCAAGUCAAGUGUAGUUCCUACAGCUUGUAAAUAAUCCUGUUAUGUCUUUCUGUGGAGUCUGUCUUUUGCCUGGAGAUUGGGUUAUGAAGCUCCUUGAAUAAGUUUUGCUGUCGUUUUAAAGUCCUGAGGAUUUCUCUGAGAAGUACAGCUACCUGUCUGCUCUGUUUUCCUGAGCUCUCUCAGUCCUGAAGUCGAGGCAUUCUCCUGGCACCGUGCAGGACCUCUGAUGCAAUCCCAGCUGGCUCGCUAGAGCAGUGGGACACAUGCACGGCUGCGUAACGUCCGUGUUUGUGUUUGCAAGGAGGAACCUCAGCAGCAGGUUUCUCUCUUUCCUACCAAAACCAGACAAACAAGAUUGCUUUUCUAAUUGCUUGAGCAGAGAAAAAAUUGGGGCCACAACUGUGGCUUUCACUGAGGAUGGUGCUGGCCGCAUGCCUGUCGCAAUAAUGGUAGCAGAAAUUAAUAGAGCUAGAUGCAGGAUAAGAUCAUAUUCGACCUGUUGUCCACUCCAGAAGCUCACAGACAUAUCACUGACUAUUCCAGGCAAAGACUAAGGAAGAUUAUAGCUCAAAAAAAAUAGUAUUUAGGUUUUCUUGUCGCUAAAGAAAAUCUUAGCUCUUCUCUCUACAUUCCUUGUUAUAAUUUUCUGUUCUUCAGGAGAGCCAUCUGGUCUAAUGUGGUGGUGGUGUUCAAAACACUAGAACCCAAAGGACAACAUGGUGGAAUGGCUUAUGUUUAACAGACUAUCUUUUUGACCACCUUUAGUACACAGAUGUGACUACAGCUCUCACCAGUUCUGGGUGAAGGUUUGUGAACCUGAAGUUAUAUUUUAGUCCAAAAAAAUGUGUGCAGUGGCGUUGGGUGUGUGUGUAUUUGUGCACAUUGUAUGUACUGCGUAUAUUUCGCAAGUAGAUAAUUCAGUUACUGAAAUUACAAAUGCUUCUAGUUAAGUACACUAUCCUUUGCCUAGUUUUCUAUUUGUGUUACUUUCUUUGUACACAAAAUAUAUAUUAAAAAGCAAUUAGCUGUACUAACAGAA